Penicillium digitatum Pd1 is the source of this 1452-nucleotide messenger RNA. RefSeq names its product MFS transporter. Gene Ontology annotation, molecular function: transmembrane transporter activity. Lineage: Eukaryota; Fungi; Ascomycota; Eurotiomycetes; Eurotiales; Aspergillaceae. The record is from RefSeq and is a predicted model, not a curated record. Gene Ontology annotation, biological process: transmembrane transport. Gene Ontology annotation, cellular component: plasma membrane.
AUGUCUCCGCGGUCAAGUACCGACGUGUCGCAGCUAGACCUCGGCGAAGAAAAAGCCCACACUGGCUUUAAAAGACGUUCUAGCGAUAGGAGCGACGACCAAUUCGACCACACCAAGUCCGAGGGUGUAGCUUAUGCUCCGAUAACCUCCCCGGGUACUCACGACGAAGGCAACGCGCCGCUCCAGAAACAGCGCUCGAAUGCGUCCAAAUCAGUCACAUCCAGGUCCCUGGAACGCAGCUGGUCAUUGAACGACGGUGUCAGUAUUGGCGGCCAUGAAGUCGAUGAGGCUGUGGUGGCGAAUGAGGAUGGAGCAUAUACCGUGAGCUGGGACGAGAACGAUCCUAUGAAUCCGCGCAAUAUGAGCAAACCCCGACGGUGGUUAGUUGUCAUCAUUGUCUCCCUUGGCUCACUUUGCGUGACUUGUGCCUCUUCGAUGUAUACCACGACAUAUGCCCAGUUGAUGAGUGAGUUCGGAUGCUCACAAGAAGUUGCGACUCUUGGAUUGUCUUUUUUCAUUUGGGGUCUUGGUAUUGGGCCAUUGUUCCUAAGUCCAUUAUCAGAAUUCUUUGGCCGGAGAAUCAUCUACAUCACAUCAUUCUCGCUGUUUCUCCUAUGGUUAAUUCCAUGCGCGGUGGCUAAGAACACCGAGACCAUGAUUAUCGCUCGGUUUUUCAGUGGACUGUCAGGCAGUGCCUUUUUGAGUGUCGCUGGAGGUACUGUUGGUGACAUGUUUGAUCGCCAUGAGCUUGCGUUUCCUAUGAUGCUCUACACUGCGAGCCCUUUUAUAGGCCCCGAAGUAGGCCCCUUGGUUGGAGGCUUCAUCAAUGCAUUUACCACAUGGCGUUGGGUGUUUUAUGUGCUCCUGAUUUGGACAGGGGCGAUGCUUGCCUCGAUAAUAUUCUUGGUUCCAGAGACCUAUCACCCAGUACUUUUGAGGCGUAAGGCGCAGAAGCUACGUCGGGAAACCGGAGACGAGCGAUGGAAAGCUCCCAUCGAAAAGCUACAGCGUUCUAUAACUCAGACGGUUGUACAUUCUAUGUACCGCCCUAUGCUUCUGUUGACGGAGCCGAUGUGUCUAUGCCUUUGCAUUUUCUCGGCCAUUCUGUUGGGCAUUCUGUACCUCUUCUUUGGUGCUUUCCAGCUAGUUUUCCAUGAUGUCUAUGAUCUAGCAAUCUGGCAGCGUGGAAUGUGUUUCCUUGGUUUGUUUGUCGGAAUGGUUAUAGCCAUUUUGUCAGAUCCUAUCUGGCGCCGAAAUUACGUUCGCUUGGAGCGCAACCAUGAGAAAGCGACGAAAAAGCUCGAUGACUUCCAGCCGGAGUGGCGACUGCCCCCCGCCAUCCUGGGAGGACCCUUGGUUACGAUGGGACUUUUCAUUUUUGCUUGGACAAUCUACCCUAAUGUCCAUUGGAUUGCACCUAUCAUUGGCAGUGCUGUUUUUGGUGCAGGGUAA